AGGAGAUAUGCUCCUGAUCGUGGAGGAAUGCUCGGGAAAUCUUCAUCUGGAUUUGGUUCAGAAAGGUAAUCGUCUCAGGCCGACUAAGGUUUGUUUAAGGAAACACUAAUCUUGCUGUGUUGUAUACUAGAAUCUUCAACUCCAGCAGCUCUUCCCCUAGGACCUACUUUAGACGCGCAGGCAAUCGAUGAGCUGGCUCUGAUCCCAACUCAGUCCCAGACCCCGUCUCGGCACGCUUUAGAUAACGCUUCCUCCGCAGCUAAUAGUGGCCAACCUGUCAUCUUUGUCAAAACGGUGAUGCUCAAGAUUCGCGUGUCCUCAAAACACUUGACCCUUGCAUCUUCCUACUUCCGCCAGAGGCUAGUCCCAGAGACGGCCGAUCACAGGCCAGUCGAAAAAGAUGUGGUCCCAGCAUGCGUUGAAGAUGUCGAUGCCUUGCUUAUCAUGCUGGACAUCAUCCAUGGUCAAACCAGGAAAGUGCCGCGUUUAAUUAGCUUCAAAAAGUUGUUCAUGAUUGCGGUGCUUGUGGAGCACUAUGAAUGCGUCGAAGCAAUGGAAGCGUUUGCUGAAGUGUGGACCGAGAACCUCAAGGGCGAAAUCCCUCUAGUGUAUUCAGAGGACUUGGUCAAGUGGAUCGGUAUUGCUUGGAUCUUUCGACUGGAGAGUCUGUUCCAAAAGACUACUCGUACUGCAAUCCGCAGAUGCACCGGGCCAAUCUCCGCCAUGGACGUUCCAAUUCCGCUUGCGUUAAUCGGUGAGUGGUUAUCAUAUACCCCCUUGUCUAAUGUCCAUUUAGUGCCAUCGAUAGAUGCUAAUGAUAUUGCUGAACCAGAGGAGAUCGAGUAUUCCCGGCAGAGCACCGUCGAUGAUAUAGUCGACCGCCUUUUCAGGCGAAUCAACUGGGAGCUAAUGCCCGACACCAACCUCUAUUGCUGCGGCGACUGUGACGCAAUGAUCCUCGGAGCCCUCGUGCGCCAGCUGAAGAUUCAUGAGCUCUACCCACUGCCAUUGCCUCCUUUCCGAGGGAUCAGUGUAGAUUUCUUGCUGCAAACAUUGACCACAUUGCCCGAGCCCCGUUGCUAUGAGCUGGUUCAUUCUAUCUGCGGGAAGUUGUCCAAGUGUCACCUUAUGCCGAAGGCGAAGGACUUGGUGGAGAAAGUGGACAAAGAGGUAACAGGUCUAGUGCUCAGAAACGCUCACUUCUGACCGGCAUACAGCCAGCCCAUGACGUGAGAUCCUUUCUAUCUGUGGGUCGUGGAGGCAGGGCCCAAGGUACGGGAGGAAAACUUUUGAUAAAUCAUUGGUAGUAGAGAGGGUUAGGAUUUGGUCUGAGAAGACGACAUGUCUAUCAUAGGGCAUUUGGGAUGGUAUGGAUCUUCACGAUCGGUUAAUACUGGAAUUACUGGUUUAUGAUGUUACCCUUGCAUGUUGAAUAGCUAGUUGGCC
Molecule: messenger RNA, 1446 nt
Organism: Aspergillus caelatus
Lineage: Eukaryota; Fungi; Ascomycota; Eurotiomycetes; Eurotiales; Aspergillaceae
Exons: 1
Coding region: 298-1206 (302 amino acids)
Source: RefSeq, a predicted model, not a curated record